This is a messenger RNA of Suillus subaureus, 1930 nucleotides long. RefSeq lists its product as uncharacterized. Bases 420 to 1673 code for a protein of 417 amino acids. Gene Ontology annotation, biological process: seryl-tRNA aminoacylation. Gene Ontology annotation, molecular function: serine-tRNA ligase activity; ATP binding; tRNA binding. NCBI's taxonomy places the organism in Eukaryota, Fungi, Basidiomycota, Agaricomycetes, Boletales, Suillaceae. Gene Ontology annotation, cellular component: cytosol. The transcript is spliced from 8 exons. The record is from RefSeq and is a predicted model, not a curated record.
UUAAUCUUCUAUUGACAUUUGUUUGGUCAUAGUAUGAUCUCUCUCAAUUUUUGUUUUGAUCUGCGGCAAAUCGAAAUUUCAAGGUCGUCAAGUUGCAUACAAGCACGACAGGAAGUCAUCGGUUCGUUCGAAGGCUCGCACAGUGACUCGACAUUACACUGCCUGGUUUCGAUGGUGCAGUGAAUGCAGUUAUCGCGCUUACGUAACGUGAUCAUGACUCGUCGAAGGACUAUUGGAGGAAAGAGAUCAAAAGGACAUCUUGAUUCGUGACGCUACACCAGUUGGCAUAAUACAUAUAUUAGCCGAUACCCUCGAUCUCGAGCAUUGGACAUCUUCCUUUUUAAUCACAUCGAUCCUCGUCUUCUCCAUUACCAACGAUCCAGAAGCUUCAUCGAAACCAGAAGAGAAAUAUAACUACCAUGACACUCGACGUGACUAGUUUCAUAGACAACAAAGGAGGAAAUGCUGAGGAAAUUCGUGAAUCGCAACGGAAGCGGGGAGAGUCGGUAGAACUGGUCGAUCAGGUCAUAGACAUGUACGCGGAGUGGGUGAAGAUGGAUUUUGAGGCCAACGGCCUCAGCAAGCAGGUCAACGCGGUGCAAAAGGAGAUCGCAGCCAAGAAGAAGGCCAAACAACCAGCAGAUGACCUAGUUACUGCAAAGAAAGAGCUAGAUGCGAAGGUUGACGCGAAACGGAAAGAGACUCGCGAGUUCGAGGUCGAGAUGCGGAAGAAAGCUUCGACAGUAGGAAACCUCGUGGCGAAGGAUGUCCCAAUCAGCUUGACUGAGGAUGACAACAUAACGCUCCGAACCUGGCAUCCAGAUGGUCCUAAUGGUCAAGUAGAAAAGAAGACGAAUAUCAUGCCUCACCAUGAAGUUUUGCUCAGAUUAGAUGCAAUGGACCUUGAUCGAGGUGCCAAGGUCGCAGGUCAUCGCGGCUACUUCCUCACAAAUGAUGGUGUCGAUCUCAACCAAGCCCUCAUCACAUAUGCCCUUGACUUCCUCCGUAAAAAUGGAUACAAGAAAGUCCAACCGCCAUUCCUCGUCAAUAAAGACGUCAUGGCAAAGACCGCGCAGCUUGACCAGUUUGACGAGGAACUGUACAAGGUUAUCGCAAAUGACGACGAGAAAUAUCUCAUCGCGACUUCGGAACAGCCCAUAUCGGCAUUCCACCAAGACGAAUGGUUCGAAGACCCUAAAACUCAGCUUCCCAUAUACUAUGCUGGAUACUCGACAUGUUUCCGUAAAGAAGCCGGCUCGGCUGGACGUGACAUGUGGGGCAUCUUCCGUGUGCACCAGUUUGAGAAGGUUGAGCAGUUCGUGAUCACUGCUCCGGAAGAGAGCUGGAAUGCAUUCGAUACCAUGCUGGGGAACAGUGAACGGUUCUAUCAGAGCCUGGGUCUCUCUUACCGCGUGGUGGCGAUCGUCAGUGGCGCACUGAACCUUGCAGCGUCGAAGAAAUGCGAUCUGGAGGCGUGGUUCCCAUUCCAAGGUGCACUACAAAGAACUGAGAGCAGGCGGCUAGAAGUCCGUUGCGGUCUCAAAACGAAGGACCAGCAACGGAAGGUUUACGUCCACAUGCUGAACGGAACGAUGUGCGCUACAGAACGCGCAUUGUGCUGUUUGUGCUCUUUCUUUUUGCGACGCGAGGGAUUGACAUUAAUACCGCAUUGACUCUCAGGGUCUCGUUAUACCCGAGGUACUCAGGCCAUAUAUGCAGGGACGGGACUUCCUACCAUGGGUGAAGGAGCUGCCGAAGAACUUACAGAGGAAGCAAAUAUAGAUGUGUCGUAUAUUCUGUUUUGUGCUAGUAGAAUACGUGAUUCACAGUCAUGCACGUACGUUAUCGUGUAGUAUUCGACACGCGUAUGAAAAUUCAGGGUUAAACACCUUGAAAAAGAAGGAGCGACUGUCUCCAGGCCUUCUGUCAA